Messenger RNA from Neoarthrinium moseri, 1770 nucleotides. RefSeq lists its product as uncharacterized. The coding region runs from base 1 to 1770 and encodes 589 amino acids. Lineage: Eukaryota; Fungi; Ascomycota; Sordariomycetes; Amphisphaeriales; Apiosporaceae. The transcript is spliced from 2 exons. The record is from RefSeq and is a predicted model, not a curated record.
AUGAACCAAGCUUCGGCAAAUCCGCCGCCUCAUGUGGCUCCCAGGAGUCGAUACAAUACAAGAGACCUUGGUGACGGCACAUCGGAUACUCAGCUUCCUCGCACUCUACUCCUGUAUGUCGAAAACUGGGAUGGACACUCGUUUCCUAAUUUUAAGCUGUCAGAUUUACAGGAAAUAGGCAUCGAUGAUACAAACUUCGCCAGUGAAAAUACAGGCAGAAGAAUUGUUGGCAAUUUUACUGUAGGAGGGCGAGAUGCGGCCCUCUUUCUUGCGGAGUACGACAGUACCAUUGAUUUUGCCAAAGCUUUAGUGGUUGAGAAUCAAAACUUGCGAGGUGGAAUCGAUAGCCUUGGAGCACAAGUUCGAACUUAUGAAAGUAUGCUUUCGAUUACGGAUCGAAUAUUUAGAAAUGAGGUGGGAGAUACACUAGCAAAUGGGACAGGCACGACUGAUAUGGUUACCUUGCUCUCCGAAUCUCACCAGAAAUGGGCCAAGAUUCGUUUCCGCACUUGGUUUCAGGGCAUCCGGGUAGAUCCAUAUUGGCAAUAUCCAACGACUAACGACCCACCAGUGGCUACAACGGCAAUUGAUGCCAACGAACUGGCCCAUGAAGCAGAUCUAAGUGGUGAUUACCUCCUAGCGAGAGGUCACAAGCUGUGGAGUGUAUGGGAUCCUCAAACAAGGAAUCCACUGGAUGCAAACAAGACGAUGCAGAUGUCCGCCGCGGUAUUCGCCUAUUCCUAUGGACUGAGUAUAGAUGAGGCUGGCCUUCUGAUCUACCAAGCACUACAAGAUCUCUCUGGUCCAAACUUGGUUCGCCUGACCGAAGCCUGCCGCAGGGCUAUCCACGUUAUCAAUUCAUACGUAUCUUGGAAGGACAACACGAGGUUUGGUCAGCUUGGUAAUAGCAAUGCGGCAAACGACUGGCAUGCGGCCUGCAGCAACGCUGAGAGUGCUUACCAGAGGUAUCUUGACGCUGUCAUCGAUGUCGUUUGUUCACUGUCCAACAAAGACUUUGGGACAGCCUCAACUCAUGUGACCAGGCUAAGUACAGAGCAAACAGCUCUGGAGACUGCUGUAAAAAGCACUACAUUCUGGACUAAUCUACGUCGAAACGAUAGACGGCUUCUCAGAGGCUUUCCAGUCAUACCCAGAACCGACCGGGGCUCCUCGGUCCCACCCAUUGUGAUGCAGUCCUUCUUCCCCGAUCCAGGACCGAGGGUCGCCCCCCGACGAAGACCGCAGAAUCAGCCAGCCACGAUCAUAAGACUCACUCCACUGGGUCAAACACAUUACGGCUCGGUCCCUGUUAAUAGGCCGCCACGUGCGGUGCAAAGAACGACAGCGCCAACUGGUGGGCAAACAGGCCCAUUGCAGCAAGGCACUCCCGCAGCGUCGCAGUGGACAACAGUUGGAAGAGGUGGGAGAGGCGGAAGAGGCGGAAGAGGUGGCAGGGGUGGUAGAGGUGGCAGAGGUGGAAGAGGUGGAAGAGGUAGAGGUGGAAAUCGUCCCACAGCCAGGAAGGCCAUCGUCUUCACUCCUGACUCUAUCGAGUCUGAAGAUGCGGAUAUAUAUGGUGGCGUUGACAGAGGUUCCGACAAUCUUUGGGAAACCAACCACGCAGGUAUCGAGUCAGAAGAUUGUUUUGGGGAAAGAAGCCCUCCAAGGACACUGAAGCGUAAAGCUGAGGUGGAAGGCGAGGUCCAAGGAGGUGGAGCGCCCGCUGGGAAGCGUAGAGUCAUAUUGGCUCCCAAGGAUCCUCGGAAGUGA